AUGUUUGGAAGGGGGUCUCUGAGGAUCAAUUUGAUGAAAGCUGUAGCAGUCCAAAGAAAGCCUUCUCCAAAGAUUUCAAGCACACAAAAGAGAAAACCAUCACCUAAAGUUGAUCAUUCUAGAGCGUGUUGGAAUGUGGGACUUGAAAAGGCUUUGAUUGACCUUCAUGAGCACAACAAUGAAUGUUAUAGGGGACAGAAUGGGUGGUCAACAGAAGCAUGGAACAAAAUUGUCAAAUUAUUCCAUGAGAAGUUCCCGUAUGCCAAUUUUACAAAGGUUCAAAUCCAAGACAAAGACAGAGAGUUAAAGAGGGAAUACAGAGUUCUAAAAGAAGCAAGAAAACAAAGUGGUGCACAUUGGAAUGGAAAGCUGUGCAGGAUUGAGGGAGAUGAAGCUGUUUGGAACAACAUUAUUACUUCCCAUCCUAAGGCCAAGAGAUUUCGGAAUAAAUCUUUCCCAUUGUUUGAGUCUUUAGGAGAGCUAUAUGAUGGACAAACUGCUGAGGGAACCUUAAACUUUACCUCCAUAGCCCCUUCCCAAGUUCCUGUCACACAGCCUUAUCAAGGGGGUAUCACACAACCUUCUUCCCAAAUUCCUGUCACACAGCCUUCUCAAGGUGGUAUCACACACACACAACCUUCUUCCAAAGUUCCUGUCACACAGCCUUAUGAAGCAGAAAGGGCAAGAACUAAUGCGCAUGAGUUCCCCAUCCAAGCGUGCAUUGCUGUUGUGGACAACAUGGAAGAUCUAUCAGAUGAUGAGAAGGUCGAGGCUUCUGAUGUCUUCAAAGAUCCACGAAACAGGGUCAUUUUCAUGACCGCGAAAGACUCUACACGACUCAAGUGGUUAAGGAAGAAGAUUAGAACAGCGUAA
Molecule: messenger RNA, 873 nt
Organism: Miscanthus lutarioriparius
Lineage: Eukaryota; Viridiplantae; Streptophyta; Magnoliopsida; Poales; Poaceae
Source: the annotation of a GenBank genome assembly